Messenger RNA from Nannospalax galili (Upper Galilee mountains blind mole rat), 4036 nucleotides. RefSeq names its product UTP15 small subunit processome component (gene Utp15). Bases 231 to 1787 code for a protein of 518 amino acids. NCBI's taxonomy places the organism in Eukaryota, Metazoa, Chordata, Mammalia, Rodentia, Spalacidae. Gene Ontology annotation, biological process: positive regulation of transcription by RNA polymerase I; rRNA processing. Gene Ontology annotation, cellular component: nucleolus. The record is from RefSeq and is a predicted model, not a curated record. The transcript has 13 exons. Gene Ontology annotation, molecular function: protein binding.
GCGUUCCUCUACCUGUACGUUGCCGGUUCCUUGAGGUUCCGCGUGAUUUUUGAGCUACUGAGUCAGAGCAGUCUGCGUUAGGGAACUGGCGCAGUCCAGAGAGUCGUCCCGAGGAUCGGGGUGCCUCGGCGGACCCUAGGGACCCCACGGAGACAUAAAGCUGUUACUAGUUAUUUCUAGUAUCAAUUCCAGAUUAUUGACUUUGGACAACGGUACAAUUAUAUGAAAUCAUGGCUGGUUAUAAACCUGUAGCUAUCCAAACAUAUCCUGUACUUGGUGAAAAAAUCACCCAAGAUACUCUAUAUUGGAACAACUAUAAGACCCCUGUUCAGAUUAAAGAAUUUGGUGCAGUGUCAAAAGUAGACUUCUCUUCUCAGCCUCCAUAUAACUAUGCAGUCACAGCUUCUUCUAGGAUUCAUAUUUAUGGCCGGUACUCUCAAGAACCUAUAAAAACCUUUUCUCGCUUUAAAGACACAGCAUACUGUGCUACUUUUCGACAGGAUGGUCAGUUGCUUGUCGCUGGCAGUGAAGAUGGUGUAGUUCAACUUUUUGAUAUCGGUGGCAGGGCUCCCCUCAGGCAGUUUGAAGGCCAUACAAAAGCAGUUCACACAGUAGAUUUUACAGCUGACAAAUACCAUGUGGUCUCUGGGGCUGAUGAUUAUACAGUUAAAUUAUGGGACAUUCCAAAUGCUAAAGAAAUUCUGACAUUCAAAGAACAUUCUGAUUAUGUGAGGUGCGGCUGUGCCAGCAAACUGAACCCAGACCUCUUUGUAACAGGGUCAUAUGAUCAUACUGUGAAGAUGUUUGAUGCCCGAACAAAUAAAGAUGUUCUCUGUGUAGAACAUGGACAGCCCGUGGAGAGUGUCUUGCUUUUCCCCUCUGGAGGCCUUCUGGUGUCUUCAGGAGGUCGUUAUGUUAAAGUCUGGGACAUGUUAAAAGGAGGACAGUUGCUCGUGUCUUUGAAAAAUCAUCACAAGACUGUGACAUGUUUGUGUCUGAGCAGCUCUGGACAGAGGCUCCUCUCUGGCUCACUGGAUAGGAAAGUCAAAGUAUAUAGCACAACCUCUUACAAAGUAGUCCACAGUUUUGAUUAUGCAGCUUCCAUCUUGAGUCUUGCACUUUCUCAUGAAGAUGAGACAAUAGUUGUAGGAAUGACCAAUGGAAUAAUGAGUGUUAAACACCGAAAAUCUGAAACAAAGAAAGAAUCUCUUCCAAGGAGAAGGAGGCCUGCAUAUCGAACCUUUAUUAAAGGAAAAAAUUACAUGAAGCAGCGGGACGACAUUAUGAUCAACAGGCCAACAAAGAAACACCUAGAAUUGUAUGACAGGGAUUUGAAAAGUUUCCGAAUCUCAAAGGCUCUUGACAGAGUCCUCGAGCCUAGUUGUGUAAUAAAGACACCUGAGGUCACAGUUUCCAUCAUAAAAGAACUAAAUCGAAGAGGAGUCCUUGCCAAUGCUCUUGCAGGCCGAGAUGAAAAGGAAAUUACCCGUGUUCUUAAUUUUUUGAUAAGGAAUCUGUCCCAGCCAAGAUUUGCCCCUGUUUUAAUCAAUGCUGCUGAAAUAAUUAUUGAUAUAUAUCUGCCUGUGAUUGGCCAGUCACCAGUAGUUGAUAAAAAGUUUUUAGUACUUCAAGGACUUGUAGAAAAAGAGAUUGAUUACCAAAGAGAACUCCUGGAAACUUUGGGGAUGAUGGAUAUGCUUUUUGCUACCAUGACGAGGAAUGAAAGCACUUCUAUGCUAGAACGUGUCCCUGCCAAGUGUCUAGAGACCAAGAAGACAGAAUCAUAGUGUUUGCUAACUAGGAAUCGACUCUAUCAACUAUUGGAAAGAAAAUAUCUUCAAUACAUUCAAAACAAUAAAUUACAGAAGCAGUUCUAUGGAAGAAACUGGAAUAAAUUAUGAUUGGAAAAUAAGUACCUAUUAAGACAUGGUUUUCCAUGUAUUAAUUUGAUUUAUAACAUCUUCAGCUGGAAGAUCUUAGUUGUCUGGUUGCAGUGUCUGAUACCAUGGAUGAGUUGAUACUGUUUUUAUACAGCAAAACUCAACUGACUGUGGGGAAUCAGCUAGCCCUCUGGAGAGGGUUCCAGUUGGAUCCUGCCAAAGGAACAGACCUUGUUUUUUGUUCAUUUUCUACUUCUAACCUGGAAAAUAAUAAGCUCAAAUGGCAACAAAACUUCCUUCACUGCACUCUGCUCCGUGUCCUUGGGAUUCUGGGCGUCUGUAGCUUGCUGUCCUUUUCCUUCGUAUCAUUGCAGUCUUGAAUCACAUGUUCUCCUUGGCUGGCCAUGGACUGUGUCCUGUAAGAGUGGCAAAUCACUGAGUAGCUCUGAAGAAUUGAUUCUGGAGACGUUUUAGAGUGUGAUAAGGGUUGGUACCUGAAAAUUGGGUUCUUCAUCUAAUGUUUUUCUUUAAUCUUGCCUAUCCAUAUGAACAAAGUCUACAGCUAGAUCGUAUUGGACCAGUCAUUUUCCCCCUUCCCUUCAGUGUUGCAACCCUUCUGCCAAUUUUUCACCUUACUUUAGGCGAGGGGAAUGAUAGAAUUUGUCAGUUCUCUUAUAAUAAUGGCCUUUCACCCUGUGCUUAUCUUGUAUGAUAGCCCUCUGCUAUUUUCUUAUCUGUACUAGAUUUCCUUUUCUCUGUGCUUUAUCUUCUGGUUCAGAACCCCAAACCAGAGCGGCUUGCUUUGAAAAAUUGUGUUUUUGAAACCGCGCUGUAAAUUACCUUUGUUUUAUAAAAAGAUUCUUAUUUUCUUCUUAGUUUUCUGAGGUGUGUCAAUUCCUGUUGGACAGUUGGUGGCUAGUGACUCCCAGCACAUUGAUUCCACAGCUGCUACCUCUCCCACUUCCUUCAGUUACUCUGCUUGAUGUAUCCAGUAAUGAUGUCUUGAGCUAAACACAUCCUUGAGGGAAGAUUUUUGUAAUGAGGUCUUCGCUCUUUCAGUUUUGUCAGUUUAGAUUUUCUUCAAGCAGAAGGAAGAGGGAUACUUAUGUGUUAGUAAGUGCCUAUGUUCAAAAACAGGAUGUAGUUUCCCUUUUACAGGUUGAUCAGUAUAAGCAGUUGUGCAGCACAGUAGCUUGUGAUAAACCAGAAGUUUGCUGCUUUGAAUAGUUAUGAGGUUAGUCAAGAUGAGAGGCUAUGAUUCUAGGUUAAGAAGGGUUACUUUAUUUAAAUAAAACUUGUAUUUAAAAAACAUCAGGUAUGGUGGCAGACAUGGGCAGGUGGAUCUCUCUGAGUUCAAGAGCAGCCUGGUCUACAUAGUGAGUUCCAGGCCAGCUGGGUCUACAGGGAGACCCUGUCUCAAAAAGACCGAAAAAAAAAAAAAAAAAAACCUUCAGAAGUGUGCUGUUGAUAAUUAGCAUUAGAGGUUAGAAUUCUACCUAAACCUUUAGCUGCUGUCUCCUGUGUGUUUCUUGGAUUAUUCAUUUGAUUCUCACCACAAUGAUCCAAGGUUGGAAUUACACUCACUGAGUUUGGAUUAGUUGGUUGAAUACGCUCAGGUCCCUAAGCUUGAGUUCCUUAUCUUCCAACACUGGUCUGGCCUGCUGUGGCCAUAACUGUUCAUUCCCUUUAAUAAGACUUCACUGAGUGCCGCAGCUCCUGAAUACAAUUUGUAGUAAUUAGAAAAUCUUAAAAGGAUUAGGAACUAUUUCCUAUAGCCAUCAAUAUAAUUAUUUAAGUUCAGGAGUCAUUUUCCUAUUAAUUGAGGCUAUUUGCUGUGUCUUAACAGAAAAUCCCAUAUAGAUUUUUAGACUUGUGCUUUUAUUUAAGAGUUUACUAUGGCUGCAAAAAUACUGAAAUGUUCCAGAGAGCUUUGUCAUUUAUGUUUAAUUUAUUAUGUUUAUUCUGAGUUAAACAUUUGGGAAGGUUUUGUUUGUUGAGUCAAGCAAAGUACCGUUUAAAAGAAAGUCAGAUUUCUUAAACAACUGUGCUAUUAAGUUGCUCAAAGGAGUUGAUGUCAAAUGGGACUGGUAGAAAAUUUGUUCAACUUUAAUGAGUUUUUCUAAACAUUAAUUAGAUUAUUAAACUGUAGUAGUUUU